Messenger RNA from Sorghum bicolor (sorghum), 2098 nucleotides. RefSeq names its product BAHD acyltransferase DCR. The record is from RefSeq and is a predicted model, not a curated record. Lineage: Eukaryota; Viridiplantae; Streptophyta; Magnoliopsida; Poales; Poaceae. The transcript has 2 exons. The coding region runs from base 274 to 1677 and encodes 467 amino acids.
CUGCCGUCGUCAUUUUCUCCUUUUCCCCCCCUCUCUGCCGCCGAUCUCGUGUCCUGCCGUUGUCCAUGCGCUGGCGCUGGCGGUGCUGCUGUGCUUCGUCCCCUCUCUCUCCGGCCGGUCACCGGCAAGCUAGCUAAGAGCCCCCCAUUAAUGCCCGACCCACCCACCCACCUCCCCCUGCCCUAUAUCACUGACCCACCUCCCUCCACCUCGCUUCUCACUCACACUCACACUCCACUGGCGCGCCUAGUCUAGCAAGCAGCAGCAGCAGAGAUGGGCGUGGAGGAGAACGGCAGCAGCCCCAGCCCCGCCGACGCGGCGGCGGCGGUGACCGUGACCGGAGCGCGCACCGUGGCGCCGGCCAAGAACCGGUGCACGCUGGCCACCUUCGACCUGCCCUACAUCACCUUCUACUACAACCAGAAGCUGCUCCUGUACCGCACCACCGCCGCGCCGGACUUCCUCCCGUUCCCGGACGCCGUGGCGCGCAUGACGGCCGCGCUCGCCGACGCGCUCCGCGUCUUCUACCCGCUCGCCGGCCGCAUCGUCGUCCAGCGGGAGGAGGACGACGACGGCGGCGGCGGCGCGGGCCCGGGCGCGCUCGCCGUGGAGGGCGACGACGGCGCCGAGGUCUUCGAGGCCGAGGCCCUGGGCGUCGCCGUCGACGACCUCGCCGGUGGGGACUGCACCGACGAGGCGGAGAAGGUCAUGCAGCAACUCGUGCCCUACACUGGCGUCAUGAACCUCGAGGGCCUCCGCCGCCCGCUGCUCGCCGUCCAGUUCACGAAGCUCAAGGACGGUCUGGCGGUGGGGUGCGCCUUCAACCACGCGGUGCUAGACGGCACGUCCACGUGGCACUUCAUGUCGUCCUGGGCCGAGCUCUGCCGCGGCGCCCCCCUGUCUCUCCAGCCCAUCCACGACCGCUCCCUGGCCCGGUCCGUCCGCGUGCGCCUUGACCUGCCGGCGUCCGCGGAGGCCCACGAGAAGACGGACCCGAACGGGCCCAAGAAGCCGCUGGUGGCGCGCGUCUUCUCCUUCCCGGAGCGCACCGUGGCGCGCAUCAAGGCCGCCGCCAACGCGGCGCUCCCGCCGGCCGCUGGCGGCAGCGCCAAGCCGUUCUCCACGUUCCAGGCCCUGGGCGCGCACAUCUGGCGCGCCGUCUCCCGCGCCCGCGGCCUGGGCCCCGCCGACAUCACCGCGUUCGCCGUCUUCGCCGACUGCCGCGCCCGCCUCGACCCGCCGCUGCCGCCGGCCUACUUCGGCAACCUCAUCCAGGCGGUGUUCACGGGCGUGCCGGCCGGGAUGCUCCUGGGCGGUCCCCCCGAGCUGGCCGCGGGCCUGCUGCAGAAGGCCAUCGGCGAGCACGACGCCGCCGCGGUCACCAGGAGGCUGGAGGAGUACGAGGCGGCGCCCAAGCUGUUCCACUACAGCGACGCUGGCCCCAACUGCGUCGCCGUCGGCAGCUCGCCGAGGUUCAAGGUCUACGACGUCGACUUCGGGUUCGGGCGGCCCGAGCGCGUCCGCAGCGGCGGGAACAACAAGUUCGACGGCAUGGUGUACCUGUACCCCGGCCGUGGUGGCGACGGCGGCAUCGACGUCGAGCUCGCGCUGCAGCCGGAGCCCAUGCAGAGGCUGGAGAAGGACGACGACUUCUUCCUCCGCCAGGCAGCAGCCUAGCUGAUCACACAUUCCAAUUCGACUCGUCGAUCGUGCGUGAUUUGGGAUGCUAUACGAGGGAUUCGUUGCCGGCUGCUGCUGCUGCUGCUCUCUGUCAGUGUUCACCCAUCCAGUUCGUUGAUCGUGCUUUUUAUUUUAUUUAGUAUUUGUGUUGCUUGCUAUAUACUGUACUGUUUUACUUAGUUCCUUGAUUGUAUGAUGAGCUAGGCGUACGUGUUGGAUUAUACUGUAUUUGCUGGACUGGAGCUGAAUAAGGAUGGAUCAGACUUUGUUUAGUUUGUGCAAGCUCAUGAGCGCGAUCGAUCGAGCAUUGUCAGUGGUUGUUGUAAUGCAGUAUUGUAAUCUUUGUUAUUAUGUACGUCCACUUGUACCAUACCACUGGAAUCAAUCAAUCAAUGCAAGAAUCUACGUGUACCACCAA